AUGAAGCUCCCACUUCCGCGAGGCGCGGUCUGGACAACACAAUAUCUGAACUCGUGGUCUCCUACGUACCUGCGGUCUUCCAUCUCCCUCCAAGCCGAUGUUGAUAGCCGCCAACCAUGCUGCUCUCGCCGGUAUACCAGCGACGCCGCAGCGUCCUUACAAGGAACUAGAACCGCACAACAAACAAAACCUCCUACUCCGAGCACCCAACACACUACGACCACUACCGCCUCCUCACCGUCAUUACCUGAUCAAGUCCGCCUCCUCAUGCGCCGAGUCCCGUACCCCGUCGCUAUCAUCACGGCCACCGACCCCUCCGGCCCGCUCGACACAAGCGCAUUCCGCGGAAUGACCGUCUCAUCCUUCAAUACUGUCACUCUCACUCCGCAGCCCGUGAUCUCAUUCAACGUGCGGCGACCCUCAGAGACAUUAAACGCCCUGCUCGCCUCGCGGCGGUUCUUGGUGCAUUUACUAUCCCCGGGCCCCGCGACGGCGACACUAGCCCGGGACUUUUCAAAGGGGAAUACAACUCUCGCGUCCAUGCUGGGUGGUCACGGGGAGUUUGAGUUUGAGGGGUUAGCUGCUGAUCCCGAGAUGGGGAUUGAAUCGGAACGACCGCUGCCCAUUCUUCGGCGAAGACAUGCUAUAAAAACAAGUGUUGACUUCCCCUUCGUGUUUGAGUGUGCCCUCCAUGCAAACCAGAUCGAUAUUCAUGAUCAUUCGAUUGUUCUAGGGACUGUUAUUCGCACGAUCCAGAGCGUCGAUACCGCACUGGCCUCCACCGAGGGCGAUUCGGAAGACCUGCCGGACCGGCUAUGUUUGACGUAUGCGAACACCCGAUUUUGGAAGAUGGGUAGUCAGAUCUGA
Molecule: messenger RNA, 867 nt
Organism: Penicillium riverlandense
Lineage: Eukaryota; Fungi; Ascomycota; Eurotiomycetes; Eurotiales; Aspergillaceae
Product: flavin reductase family protein
Exons: 2
Coding region: 1-867 (288 amino acids)
Molecular function (GO): FMN binding; riboflavin reductase (NADPH) activity
Source: RefSeq, a predicted model, not a curated record